This is a messenger RNA of Dujonia railenensis, 1212 nucleotides long. NCBI's taxonomy places the organism in Eukaryota, Fungi, Ascomycota, Pichiomycetes, Serinales, Debaryomycetaceae. The record is from the annotation of a GenBank genome assembly.
AUGCUUAGAUCUAUUAGCCUUAUCUCAAAGCGUUCUAAUUCUUCCUCCAGUGCAGCUUUAUUGAAAACUCCGCUCUAUGAGAGUCAUUUAGCCCUCGGUGGUAAAAUGGUGCCUUACGCUGGGUUCGAAAUGCCAGUACUUUAUAAAGAUCAAUCUCACAUCCAAUCUCACAAUUGGGUCAGAGCUAACUGUGGGUUAUUUGAUGUGUCUCACAUGUUGCAACAUAACUUUUCUGGACCAUCGGCCAAAGCUUUGUUAGAAAAAAUUACGCCAAUUGAUUUGGCUUCUUUGCCAGUAAACUCUUCAUCCUUAACUGUAUUGUUGAACAACGAAGGUGGGAUAAUCGAUGAUUGUAUUAUUACCAAGCAUGGAGAAGAGCAAUUUUACAUGGUUACCAACGCUGGAUGCAGAGAAAAGGAUGUCAAAUUUAUAAAGCAAGAAAUUUCAUCCCUUCAAGGAGACUUGAACCACAACACCUUCGAAGGUACUUUGCUUGCUGUUCAAGGACCGAAGUCAAAGGAAAUCUUGCAAAAAUUUGUAUCUGACUUUGAUUUAAACAAAUUGACAUUCGGUCAAACCAAAUUCAAUAAGUUCAACUCUAUAAUAGAUUCCGAAGUGCACAUUGCUAGAUCUGGUUACACGGGAGAAGAUGGGUUUGAAUUAUCAAUUGCUUCCUCUAACGAUGUGGAGACUAAACAGGCACAAGAUUUCUUCAAUUUGUUAAUUAGCGAAUACCCUGAAGUUGUUAAACCAAUCGGUCUUGCGGCCAGAGAUUCAUUGAGAUUAGAAGCAGGAAUGUGCCUUUACGGAUAUGAAUUAAAUGAAUCCAUAACACCAAUUGAAGCAAGUUUGGCUUGGUUGAUUCCUAAGGCUAGACGUACCCCGGAUUUGGCCACAUUUAAUGGUUCUUCUAAGAUUUUGUCUCAAUUAUCUGAUAGACUGUUGGUAUCCCACCAAAGGGUUGGUAUAACUUCCAAGGGUCCUGCACCAAGAGACUCAUCUUCUAAGAUUUUCGAUAAGAGCGGAGCAGAAAUCGGUUACAUUACAUCUGGUUCUCCAUCUCCAACACUCGGUGGAAAUGUAGCACAAGGUUAUGUGAAGAGAGGCUCACACAAGAGCGGUACUGAAAUUGACAUAGAGAUCAGAGGAAAAAAGAGACCUGGUGUAAUUUCAAAGAUGCCCUUUGUACCAAACAACUUUUUCAGAGGAUAA